Lynx canadensis (Canada lynx) is the source of this 1550-nucleotide messenger RNA. RefSeq names its product CD2 molecule (gene CD2). Lineage: Eukaryota; Metazoa; Chordata; Mammalia; Carnivora; Felidae. The record is from RefSeq and is a predicted model, not a curated record. The transcript is spliced from 5 exons. The coding region runs from base 88 to 1098 and encodes 336 amino acids. Gene Ontology annotation, molecular function: signaling receptor binding. Gene Ontology annotation, biological process: cell-cell adhesion; positive regulation of type II interferon production.
GUUCUCAGAGGGUGGAUUCCACUGGUCUUACUUCAGUUCCCUUUGCAGGAAGAGCUCAGAAUCACAACAAGGAAACUAAUCCCAAAGAUGAGCCUCGCAUGUCAAAUCUUCCUUCUGAUUUUCGUCUUUUCCAUCCAAGGUGCAGCUCCUGCAAAUGAUGAUAUCGUCUGGGGUACCCUGGGUCAGGACAUCAACCUGGAUAUUCCUGAUUCUCAAAUGAUUAAUAUAGAUGAUAUACACUGGGAAAAAGGCAAAAAGAAGGUGGCGAGGUUCCAAAUUAGCAACAAGCCUAAGAAUCCAGAUGAAAAAUAUAACGUGUCAAUGAAUGGAACUCUGAAAAUUAAACAUCUGAUGCUAGAAGACAGCGAUACCUACAAGGUAGUUAUAUACGAUAAGGAUGGAAAGAAUGCGUUGGAAAAAACAUUUCAGCUGAAGAUUCAAGAGAAGGUCUCAACGCCUAACAUCGACUGGAAUUGUAUCAACAAAACCCUGGUCUGUAAGAUAUCAAAUGGAACAGACCCUGAAUUAAAACUGUACGUAAAUGGGACCAGUAUCAAGCCCGUUUCUUUGAAGUUCAGCACAUAUAGGUUUAUAAACAAGCAGAAGAUAUUAGUCAACUGCACGGCAGAAAACAAAGUCAGCAAGGAAAGCAACGUGAAGAUGAUCACUUGUUCAGAGAAGGGUCUGGACCUGUAUUUCAUUAUUGGUGUUUGUGGAGGAAGCACCAUCUUCGUCAUCUUCAUGGUGCUACUCAUUUUCUACAUCAACAAGAGGAAAAAACAGAACAGUAGGAGGAAUGAUGAAGAGCUGGAGAUAAAAGCAUGCAGAGUAACCACCAAGAAAAGGGGCCCGAAGCCCUGCCAGGUGCCAGGCUCGACUCCUCAAAGUCCCGCUGCGUCCCAGGCUCCUCCACCGCCCAGUCAUCGGCCCCAGGCCCAGGGUCAUCGGCCACCGCCUCCCGGCCACCGGGCCCAGCACAACCAGCAGAGGAAGGCCCCUCCUCCACCAGCCACACAAGUUUAUCAGCAGAAAGGCCCUCCCCUCCCCAGGCCUCGAGUUCAACCCAAAGCUCCCCGUGGGGCCACAGGAAACUCAUAACUCUGUCUCCUGACGUGGGUGUCCCCUUCCUCUAAUUAAAAGCGAUAGAAAUCGUCCUUUCCCAUAAAGGCACCGUGGAAUUUCUCCGCUGGGAGGGGGAGCACCUACACUUCCAUCAGGCGUGUUCUGCGGUAGGAUGACCACCCCUGGGCUUGCGGGCCAUGCCGUGUCGGCAUCUCCUAGCUCACCUGCAUGUUCUAACACCUGGAGCCGCUGCUCCUUGUCACGCCCAGAAGGGCUGGCAAUACAAGUGCCACCAUCGGGAGGAUGGGCCACCGACCACCAAGUCCUCGCCUCCCCUUCAGAUCCCGUGCAGACGUGAGGCGUCCUGCAGCACCGGGACCUCGCUGCAAGCCGUCUGCCUGCUCACGACGCCCUUGGGUUUCUUAUGUAUCUGGUGGACGCUUGCCCACCAUCUUGGACGUAGAAGGGAAAUAAAAGCUUUCAUUUGA